Aureobasidium uvarum is the source of this 684-nucleotide messenger RNA. Lineage: Eukaryota; Fungi; Ascomycota; Dothideomycetes; Dothideales; Saccotheciaceae. The record is from the annotation of a GenBank genome assembly.
AUGGAUUCACUCAACUCAGCCCAGCGCGUGCUCGAAACACCAGAACUGCUCGAGAUGAUCCUGGCAGAGCUCCCUCCCUGCCAAUUACUCAUCUCCCAGCGCGUCAACAUCCUUUGGCACGAUCUGAUCUCCAAUUCACCUCAGUUGCAACAGUUGUUGUUCAUGAGACCUUCCUGGCCCAAAGCCAAACCCUUUGACUCACACUUGUCCUGCGAGGCCAACCGACCAAGCCAACGCCCUAGAAACAAUAUGAUGCUGAGAAAAGUGCUGGGUGGACGAUACCCGACCUUUACACCUCGAGUGACAAGCCAGAAAGAUGAGGAAGAGUACGCGGACAAGGGUGUAGAGUCUCCAGACGCCAACCCAAAUGAUCAUAGUAGCAUUUCGCGAUCCGUAAAGAGUCCGUCGAGCUACUGGACAUGCGACGAGCUACCCUCAAACGACGCUGCCGUACUGUACGAGAAAGCAAGCUGGCGUCGCAUGUACCUCUGCCAGCCGCCCUGCACAGAGCUAUAUCUCGCUCGUCGCUGGUGCCGAGCAGCUCGACCAGCCAUUGCUUCCGAAGAUGGCAUCACGAUGGAGACUUUCAUCGAAAAGGCAAACAAGGCGCGCGAACUCUGGAACCAACUCUUCAUCUCAAGCGAUGGUGAUUGGCACUUUGAAGGUCCCAUGCGCAGCAAGUGA